AUGGAGAUGCCGUCGGAUGUGGCCCGUGAAAGUGCCAUUCCCGGAAAGCCGAUCCCCAUUCUCCACAGUCCGAUGUGGAGGUGCCAGAUUCUACCACGAGACGAUGCUGAAGUCCCUAACUCGACAAUGACAAGCAGCAUGAUGAAGGUAUUCACGCAGGCCGAGCUUUCGAAGCACUACGAAGUUCAUGAUCUUUGGGUUUCUAUCCGAGGAAAAGUCUACGACGUUUCUAGUUACGUAGAUGAUCAUCCGGGCGGAGUUGAAGUCUUGAAGGAUGUCGCAGGCUCAGACGGCACCGAGAGCUUUGAGUACGUCGGCCAUUCCGAAGACGCACAGAAAACCCUUGCGAAAUAUCAAAUCGGUGUUCUCGAGGGAGAGCUGGAUGAAAAUAGAGUCGAAGGAUCGGCUCAAGCCUGGGAUGCGUACCGUGAGCAAGUCAAGAACAAGCUGCCCAAGCCUCAACAAGCACGCUGGCAUGUGGCAGUGACUCUCAUACUUACUGCUGGAAUGGUCGGUCGGCGGGCUCUUAAGAAACAAGACACUUCUGCAGAAAACGGCUUCAUUCUCGUCUCGCCAACGCCGCCUUGGCACGUGUUAUCGUCGUUUUGGGCGGGUGCUAUCGUUGCUAUGAUGAUGAGCAUGGGAGGGUAUCUUUAUCUGUACACGAAGUUCACCAAGACGCUGGAGUAUUACGGCGAGGUUUGGGAGUAUCCUUCGUACUUCAGCUGUAAGGCCAAUAGGGCAGACAUCUGA
Molecule: messenger RNA, 753 nt
Organism: Colletotrichum karsti
Lineage: Eukaryota; Fungi; Ascomycota; Sordariomycetes; Glomerellales; Glomerellaceae
Exons: 4
Coding region: 1-753 (250 amino acids)
Cellular component (GO): intracellular membrane-bounded organelle; membrane
Molecular function (GO): heme binding
Source: RefSeq, a predicted model, not a curated record